Molecule: messenger RNA, 471 nt
Organism: Eucalyptus grandis
Lineage: Eukaryota; Viridiplantae; Streptophyta; Magnoliopsida; Myrtales; Myrtaceae
Product: reticulon-like protein B18
Exons: 5
Source: RefSeq, a predicted model, not a curated record
UCGGACAGGGGGAUUACUGAUUUGAUAUUGUGGAGAGAUGUCGCGAAAUCGACACUCUGGUUUGGUGUAGGGUCUCUCUGCUUCUUGUCUUCUUGCUUUGCUCAAGGAAUCAGCUUCAGCAUUUUCUCUGCAAUUUGCCAACUGGGGCUUCUCUUGUUGGGGUUAUCUUUCUUCUCCAAUUCCAUCUGUCAAAGGAAUAAUAUUGAGAAGAGGCGUGACAUCCAGUUAAAAGAAGAUGACAUCUUGAGAGUGGCUAGAUUGAUACUUCCUGCUGCUAAUCUCGCAAUUUCAAAGAGGCGAGAGCUUUUCUCGGGAGAGCCAUCCAUGACCCUAAAAGUAGCUCCGUUUCUCCUUCUUGGAGCUGAAUAUGGCCAUCUCAUCACGCUUCGGAGGCUAUGCGCAAUUGGGUUCUUUGUCAGCUUCACCGCCCCGAAACUAUACUUGCGCUAUUCAGCUCGGAUAAGCCAAAAG